Molecule: messenger RNA, 2471 nt
Organism: Physeter macrocephalus (sperm whale)
Lineage: Eukaryota; Metazoa; Chordata; Mammalia; Artiodactyla; Physeteridae
Product: protein diaphanous homolog 1
Exons: 17
Coding region: 111-2456 (781 amino acids)
Biological process (GO): actin filament polymerization; actin cytoskeleton organization
Cellular component (GO): actin filament
Molecular function (GO): small GTPase binding; actin binding
Source: RefSeq, a predicted model, not a curated record
GGGCGCGGCGGCUGGCUGAGGAGCUGCUGGGCGGCGGCGGCGGCGGCGGGCUUGGAGCUGCCGGGCGGGAGCGGCGUAGGCGCGGGGUCACUAGCAGCGCGAACCUGGACAUGGAGCCGCCCGGCGGGGGCCCGGGGCCUGGCCGCGGGACCCGGGACAAGAAGAAGGGCCGGAGCCCGGACGAGCUGCCUUCGACGGGCGGCGACGGCGGCAAAUCCAAGAAAUUUACUCUGAAGCGGCUCAUGGCAGAUGAGCUGGAGAGAUUUACCAGCAUGAGAAUUAAGAAGGAGAAAGAAAAGCCGAAUUCUGCUCAUAGAAAUUCUUCUGCAUCAUAUGGGGAUGAUCCCACAGCACAGUCAUUGCAGGAUGUUUCAGAUGAGCAAGUUCUAGUACUCUUUGAACAGAUGCUGUUGGAUAUGAACCUGAACGAGGAAAAGCAGCAACCUUUGAGGGAGAAGGACAUUAUCAUCAAGAGAGAGAUGGUGUCCCAGUACUUGCACACCUCCAAGGCUGGCAUGAGUCAAAAGGAGAGCUCUAGGUCAGCCAUGAUGUACAUUCAGGAGCUGAGGUCGGGCUUGCGGGAUAUGCCUCUGCUCAGCUGCCUGGAGUCCCUUCGUGUCUCCCUCAACAACAACCCUGUCAGUUGGGUGCAAACAUUUGGUGCUGAGGGCCUGGCUUCCUUGUUGGACAUCCUUAAACGACUUCAUGAUGAGAAAGAGGAGACUGUUGGAAGCUACGAUAGCCGUAACAAACAUGAGAUCAUCCGCUGCUUGAAAGCUUUUAUGAACAACAAGUUUGGAAUCAAGACCAUGUUGGAGACAGAAGAAGGAAUUCUGCUGCUGGUCAGAGCCAUGGAUCCUGCUGUUCCCAACAUGAUGAUUGAUGCAGCUAAGCUGCUUUCUGCUCUUUGUAUCCUACCACAGCCAGAAGACAUGAAUGAAAGAGUUUUGGAGGCGAUGACAGAAAGAGCUGAAAUGGAUGAGGUGGAACGUUUUCAGCCACUGCUGGAUGGAUUAAAAAGUGAGACCUCCAUUGCUCUCAAGGUGGGAUGCCUACAGCUGAUCAAUGCUCUCAUCACACCAGCUGAAGAACUUGACUUCCGAGUUCACAUCCGAAGCGAACUGAUGCGCUUGGGGCUGCAUCAAGUGUUGCAGGACCUUCGAGAGAUUGAAAAUGAUGAUAUGAGAGUGCAACUAAAUGUGUUUGAUGAACAAGGAGAAGAAGAUUCCUAUGACCUGAAGGGACGGCUGGAUGACAUUCGAAUGGAGAUGGAUGACUUCAGUGAAGUCUUCCAGAUUCUCUUAAACACAGUGAAGGAUUCAAAGGCAGAGCAACACUUCCUGUCCAUCCUGCAGCACCUACUCUUAGUCCGAAAUGACUAUGAGGCCAGACCGCAGUACUAUAAGUUGAUUGAAGAAUGUAUUUCUCAGAUAGUUCUGCACAAGAAUGGGGCUGAUCCUGACUUCAAGUGCCGGCACCUCCAGAUUGAUAUUGAGGGAUUGAUUGAUCAAAUGAUUGAUAAAACAAAGGUGGAGAAAUCUGAAGCCAAAGCUACAGAGAUGGAAAAAAAGCUGGACUCAGAGUUAACAGCCCGACAUGAGCUACAGGUGGAAAUGAAAAAGAUGGAAAGUGACUUUGAGCAGAAGCUCCAGGAUCUUCAGGGAGAAAAGGAUGCACUGGAUUCUGAAAAGGAAAAAAUUGCCACAGAGAAACAGAACCUGGAAGCAGAAGUGUCUCAGCUCACAGGAGAGGUUGCCAAGCUGUCCAAGGAACUGGAAGAUGCCAAGAAAGAAGUGGCUUCACUCUCCACUGCAGUUACUGCUGCAGCCCCUCCUAGCAGUGCUACUUUUCCCCCUGCCCCUCCUUUACCUGGUGACUCUGGGCCUGUCAGUCCCCCCUCACCCCCUUUACCAGGAGAGGUUAGCAUAGCCUCCGCACCCCCUCUUCCUGGGGGUGGGGCCAUUCCUCCUCCACCACCUCCUCCUCCUCCUCUGCCUGGGGGUGCCUACAUCCCCCCACCCCCUCCUCUGCCUGGGGGUGCCUGCAUCCCUCCACCUCCCCCUUUGCCUGGGGGUGUUGGCAUCCCCCCACCUCCUCCUCCCUUGCCUGGAGGACCAGGAAUGCUACCUCCCCCUCCCCCUCUUCCUGGUGGAAUCCCUCCACCCCCUCCAUUUCCUGGAGGCCCUGGUAUUCCUCCACCUCUCCCUUUUGGAGUUCCUGCAGCCCCAGUUCUACCAUUUGGAUUAACCCCAAAGAAACUUUACAAGCCAGAGGUACAGCUCCGGAGGCCAAACUGGUCCAAGUUUGUCGCUGAGGACCUUUCCCAGGACUGCUUCUGGACAAAGGUGAAGGAGGACCGAUUUGAGAACAAUGAACUUUUCGCCAAACUUACCCUUACCUUUUCUGCCCAGACCAAGAGUGAGUCCUUUCCUCUUUCAUGCAAAGGGCCAGUGUAGGACUUAGAACAUUUG